Molecule: messenger RNA, 4615 nt
Organism: Panicum virgatum (switchgrass)
Lineage: Eukaryota; Viridiplantae; Streptophyta; Magnoliopsida; Poales; Poaceae
Product: auxin response factor 6-like
Exons: 14
Coding region: 1833-4346 (837 amino acids)
Biological process (GO): regulation of DNA-templated transcription; response to hormone
Cellular component (GO): nucleus
Molecular function (GO): protein binding; DNA binding
Source: RefSeq, a predicted model, not a curated record
GAGAAAAGGAGGAGCACCACUCGUGGGGUUAAAACUUAAAACCCCGAGGAGUCGAGCCGAGCGCAUACGAGCAGCAGCACGAGGAGGAAGAAGAAGCGGCAGGAGCAGCGAAGCGAGCAAGGUCCAAGAAGCGAAGUGAGGACGGUUGCAAGCGCAAGCAGGAAGCCGCGACGAGAAGCAAGAGGCAGUAGCAGCGAGGGUGCGGGUGCCCCGCUCUUCUUCGUCCCCACCGGCGGCGGCGGCGGCGGCGGCGGCGGUCGGAUCUGCGGUUAAGCGGCGGCGGGUUCCCCGGAGCUCUGAACUGCCGUUCCAGAGCUCGCGGCGGCGGGAUCUGAGUUCACUCGCGCGGGAGGAGGUUUCGCUGUGCCGGCGUGCCUCCUGGUGCUGCCGGAGCCGCAAAGGCGGCGCCUUUGAGCAUUGCCGUCCAUUCCCCGCAAGCUCUCAAGCUUCCCCGUGAUGUAAAUUUGAGCUCUCGGGUCGAAAAGGCUGCGCCGGGCGGCUGCGCGGAGCGAGGAGGUUUGACCGGUUCGGCGGAGGAGGAAGUGGCGCUGCCAGGCUGCUCAAUCCGAAGCGGGGAGGCGCGUGGUUUGGCGUAGAGAGAAGGGACCUUGCUUCGAUUCUCUCUUUCCCUUCCCCCACUCCAUUUUGAACGCUCCUCCAACGCGUUUUGGAUCGGUCCGCGAGUGGUGGGGGGAUGAUGAAGCUCUCGCCGUCGGCCGCCGGCGGUCUUCAGGACCAGCCGGCGUCGCCUGAAGGUACAGUAUUCUUAGCGUGGACUAGUCUGGACGGACUACAGCACCAACAUCACGUCCACAUCCCAGGCCUCCCGAAGCAAGCACGUCAUGAAAUUUGAAGUGCAGGGGCGUCACCACUAGCCAGCUGCUCUCAGCACCGUCGUUUGACCUCGCCGGCCGGCAGCGGGAUACAGGAUACCCGAUGGUCGAUGACUCGACGGCAACUCGCGGCAUGGCACUACAGCAGCAGGCGCGCGGCCGCGAUUGCGGCGUCGAGUUCAAGGGAAGACAAAUCGUCGCGGCACUAUAGCAACACUAGUUUGAGUGAUUUGCAUCUUACGUUACCUCCCUUGGCCUUUUGUACUUUAGGUUAAUAAAAUUAGCAUGUGUAUUAGCAGUUACUGGGUUUAAUUUUGGUGGCCCCUAGGAAUGGGCGGCCCGGUGCUAAUGCGCCGGCUGCACUGCCCAUUCGACGGCCCUGCGGCUUAGUUCAUUAGUACUGUCCUCCUCCAUGGAUAGCUUACGUUUGCAGGAUAAGUUAAAUUACGUCUGCCCCUUGCUUUAAAUUUCUUAGUUAUCAUGUGAUCCAAAUCAGUCCAAUGUGGCAAGCUAUCUGUUCAGUCUUCUCUUCAUGCAAUUGUUUUUGCUUCUUCUUGAAUCCCAUUUAAUUCAGUGAAAGAAAAUUAGUAGUAUGGAUUUUCCCCCCCUCGAUGCAGACUUAUUAAGGGAAAAAAGAAGAUAUUUUCAGAAGCUUCUUUAUUUUAAUACCUGUGUCCAUUUUAUAUGAAAAAAUUGUCCUCUCAUUCAUAGUACCUUCUUAAAAAUCAUUUUAUGAGCUUGGUUAAUGCUUUGCUUACUAGAUGCUUACUAGAUCUAGAAUUGUUUCUGAACUUAGGAGAUAAUUUAUAGACUUUAUACUGUUAUGUCUUCUACUUAAAUGCUUUUGCCUUUUCAGAAGCAGAAGAGAACAAGUGCCUAAAUUCUGAGUUGUGGCAUGCGUGUGCCGGCCCUCUUGUUUCGUUGCCUGCGGUUGGUAGUCGGGUGGUGUAUUUUCCUCAAGGCCACGGUGAGCAGGUAGCAGCAUCAACAAAUAAGGAAAUGGAAUCUCAGAUUCCAAACUAUCCUAGCCUGCCUCCGCAGCUUAUAUGCCAACUCCAUAAUGUGACCAUGCAUGCUGAUGCAGAGACAGAUGAGGUCUAUGCACAGAUGACACUGCAGCCACUCAGCCCCCAAGAGCUCAAGGACCCAUUUCUACCCGCCGAGUUAGGCAGUGCCAGCAAGCAACCAACAAACUAUUUUUGUAAGACAUUAACUGCGAGUGACACAAGUACACAUGGUGGAUUCUCAGUUCCCCGCCGAGCAGCAGAGAAGGUGUUUCCUCCACUGGAUUUCAAUCAGCAGCCACCAACACAGGAGUUGAUUGCAAAAGAUCUUCAUGGCAACGACUGGAAAUUUCGUCAUAUCUUUCGGGGUCAACCAAAGCGGCAUCUUCUGACAACAGGUUGGAGUGUCUUUGUUAGUGCAAAGAGACUGGUUGCUGGAGACUCCGUCCUUUUUAUCUGGAAUGACAGCAACCAGCUGCUUCUAGGCAUUCGUCGAGCAAACAGGCCACAGACUGUCAUGCCAUCAUCGGUACUUUCUAGUGAUAGCAUGCACAUUGGUCUGCUCGCUGCAGCAGCUCAUGCUGCAUCAACAAAUAGCCGCUUUACUAUUUUCUAUAAUCCAAGAGCAAGCCCUUGUGAGUUUGUCAUACCGUUGUCUAAGUACGUGAAAGCUGUGUACCAUACCCGUAUAUCUGUGGGUAUGCGUUUUCGGAUGUUAUUUGAGACAGAGGAAUCUAGUGUCAGGCGAUACAUGGGGACAAUUACAGGAAUAAGUGAUCUUGAUCCUGUUCGCUGGCCGAACUCACACUGGCGUUCUGUAAAGGUUGGAUGGGAUGAAUCAACUGCUGGAGAGAAGCAGCCAAGGGUGUCUCUUUGGGAGAUUGAACCAUUGACAACUUUACCGAUGUAUCCAUCUCCUUUUGCUCUUGGAUUAAAGCGUCCAUGGCCUACAGGCCUGCCUUCUUUAUAUGGUGGAAGGGAUGAUGGCUUGACCUCUUCUCUUAUGUGGCUUCGAGAUGGCGCAAACCCAAGUUUCCAGUCGCUGAAUUUUGGUGGGCUUGGUACGAGUCCUUGGAUGCAGCCGAGGAUGGAUAAUUCCCUACUUGGUCUGCAGUCUGACAUGUACCAGACCAUAGCAGCAGCAGCAGCGUUACAGGGAACCACAAAACAAAUCCCACCUUCAGUAAUGCAGUUCCAACAGCCUCAGAAUAUAGUAGGCAGAUCUGCUCUCCUAUCUAAUCAGAUUAUGCAGCAAGUACAGCCUCAGUUUCAGCAAAUUUACAGCCAAAAUAUCAAUGACAACACAGUUCAAGGUCAUACCCAUGCUGAGUACCUCCAGCAUCAGCUUCAACGCAGCCAAUCAUUUAAUGAGCAGAAGCCUCAGCUGCAUCCACAGCAACAGCAUCAAGAAUCACAGCAGCAGCAGGAAUGUAAGCAAACACCACAAAAUCAACAACUGCAUUGUUUGCCAAAUGCGUUGUCAGCUUUUUCUCAGCUUUCUUCAGGCACUCAAUCUCCAUCUUCCACAUUGCCGACAGUUCCAGCAUUCUCAAAUCAGAACUUUCCAGACACCAACGUCAGCUCUCUCGCACCAUACGGUGGCUCUUCCAUGCAAGGCAUGUUGGGACAAUUACCAUCAGAAGCAGCUUCAAACCUCCCAUGCGUGGCAAGAACCACUCCUUUACCGAUAUCUGAUCCAUGGUCAUCUAAGCGAGUUGCAGUGGAGUCUGUUAACCCUUCUCGACCUCAUGCUGUUUCAACGCAGAUAGAACAAUUGGAUAUGACCCCGUGUAACUUGCCACAAAAUUCUGCAUUAGCACCGUUACCUGGACGAGGAUGCUUAGUGGAUCAAGACGGGAGCUCUGAUCCUCAAAACCACCUGUUAUUUGGUGUUAACAUAGACUCGCAGUCACUUUUGAUGCAAGGUGGCAUUCCAGGACAUCAGAAUGAUAAUGUUUCAAGCACGAUUCCAUAUUCAACCUCCAAUUUCCUGAGCCCUUCUCAGGAUGAUUUCCCCUUGAAUCAGCCACUACCUAGUGCAGGCUGCUUAGAUGAGUCGGGCUAUGUUCCAUGCGCAGAGAAUUCUGAGCAAGCAAAUCAACAGUUUUCAACCUUUGUGAAGGUUUACAAAUCUGGAACCGUUGGAAGGUUGCUCGAUAUCACUAGAUUCAGCAGCUAUGAUGAACUUCGUAGCGAGGUGGGGCGUCUAUUUGGCCUUGAGGGCCAGUUGGAAGACCCUUUGAGAUCAGGCUGGCAGCUUGUAUUUGUCGAUGGAGAGGACGAUGUCCUUUUAGUUGGUGACGACCCAUGGCAGGAAUUCGUGAACAGUGUCUCCUGCAUAAAGAUACUUUCUCCGGAGGAGGUUCAGCAGAUGGGCAAGCAGGGCAUUCAGCUCUUGAGCUCGGCUCCUGCCAGAAGGAUUAGCAAUGGCUGUGACAGCUAUGUUAGCAGGCAGGAAUCAAGAAGCCUGAGCACUGGAAUGGCACCAGUGGGUUCGGUUGAGUUCUGAAGAUAGAAGAAUCCCAUAGCCAUGGCGCUACCGCUCUAGGAUGCCCCUUCUGUAUGUUUUCUGCGGCUCUUCCUAGUUUGGCUUGGAACCAAGCACAUAGAUCUAAUGUAGCCCUACGUUCUACGCCACCUGAUGAUUAUAUCAUAUAUGAUAUAGAUUUUAGCAGUCCGUUUUUGUAUACAUGCCAGCAUUUACUUCCAUGUAAUAAUACUAAUACCACUAAUUUAGUGCAUCUACUUGUUCUGCACGUGCUGGUGCGAUAUAGUGCA